Leucoraja erinaceus (little skate) is the source of this 4168-nucleotide messenger RNA. RefSeq names its product serine/threonine-protein kinase 38-like. Gene Ontology annotation, molecular function: ATP binding; protein serine/threonine kinase activity. Gene Ontology annotation, biological process: peptidyl-serine phosphorylation; intracellular signal transduction. NCBI's taxonomy places the organism in Eukaryota, Metazoa, Chordata, Chondrichthyes, Rajiformes, Rajidae. The record is from RefSeq and is a predicted model, not a curated record.
UAUCCUUGAUGCCCUCUACAACCUUCAGUGGCAAUGAAUUCCACAGAUUCACCACCAUAAAUGUUCAAUCUAAAUCUCUGGAGCAACAAAAGUGCAAUGCCCCAUAUAGUUGGCAAUAAGAUUACUGCAACUUUAAUUGAUCGCAACAUGCAUUGGGGAAGUGAAGCGUGUCAAAGGAAAACAAAUACACGUAGCAGGAAAGGGAAGAACUUUUGGUUGCAGGUUUUGCAGCCUCCAGGUUUUGGAGAGGGGAGGGGUGGAAGUGCAGGAGAAAGGCGGUUGAGGAAAUAACUAAGGCUGAAAACUGAAAACUGAUAGUUUAAAGAAGGGUCUCGACCCGAAACGUCACCCAUUCCUUUUCUCCAGAGAUGCUGCCUAUCCCACUGAGUUACUUCAACUUGUGUAUAUCUUCGGCUGAAAACUAACAUCCAGAUUGCCAUGGCGACGCUUGGAGGCAGUGCAGCAUCCCUUCCGAUGAGUAAUCACACAAGGGAGAGGGUAACGGUUGCUAAAUUAACACUGGAAAAUUUCUACAGUAACCUGAUCACACAGCACGAAGAGAGAGAGAUGAGGCAAGUCCAACUGGAAAAAGCUAUGGAGCAGGAAGGAUUGGCUGAUGACGACAAACAAACGCGGAGGAGCCAGCACGCCCAGAAGGAGACUGAGUUCCUACGCCUCAAGAGGACCAGGUUGGGUCUGGAUGACUUUGAGUCGCUGAAAGUGAUUGGAAGAGGUGCCUUUGGAGAGGUACGUCUUGUGCAGAAGAAGGACACGGGGCACAUCUACGCCAUGAAGAUCCUUCGUAAGGCAGACAUGUUGGAAAAGGAGCAGGUGGCUCACAUCCGGGCGGAGAGAGACAUCCUGGUGGAGGCAGACGGUGCCUGGGUGGUCAAGAUGUUCUACAGCUUUCAGGACAAGAGGAACCUGUACCUGAUCAUGGAGUUCCUGCCAGGAGGGGACAUGAUGACGUUACUGAUGAAGAAGGACACGCUGGCGAAUGAGGAGGCACGGUUUUACAUCGCAGAGACAGUGCUGGCCAUCGACUGCAUCCACCAGAUGGGCUUCAUCCACAGGGACAUCAAACCCGACAACCUCCUCCUAGACAGCAAGGGACAUGUGAAGCUCUCGGACUUUGGUCUGUGUACGGGACUGAAGAAAGCCCACAGGACCGAGUUCUAUCGCAACCUCACCCGCAGCCCCCCCAGUAACUUCACUUUUCAGGACAUGAACUCAAAACGAAAAGCAGAAACUUGGAAGAAGAACCGGCGGCAACUGGCAUAUUCCACAGUUGGGACCCCUGAUUACAUUGCUCCAGAGGUGUUCAUGCAGAACGGAUAUAACAAGCUCUGCGAUUGGUGGUCCUUGGGGGUCAUCAUGUACGAAAUGCUGAUAGGCUACCCUCCCUUCUGUUCGGAGAGUCCUCAGGAAACCUACCGCAAAGUGAUGAACUGGAAGGAGACCCUGACCUUCCCACCAGAAGUUCCCGUCUCCGAGAAAGCGAGGGGUCUGAUUCUCAGAUUUUGUUGCGGGGCUGGUGAGAGGAUUGGUGCCGGUGGCGUGGAGGAGAUUAAAAACCACGCGUUCUUCGAAGGAAUAGACUGGGAACACACCAGGGAGCGCCCAGCAGCGAUUCCAAUCGAAAUCAGAAGUAUCGACGACACUUCCAAUUUUGAUGAGUUUCCCGAUUCUGACAUCCUGCAGCCAGUGCCGAAUGAGGCGGAGUGCGAUUACAAGUCGAAGGAUUGGGUCUUCAUCAACUAUACGUACAAGAGGUUCGAGGGUCUGACGGCUCGGGGAACCAUCCCGUCUUACAUGAAGUCGGAGAAGCUUUGAGGUGGAUUUCCCAGGCACCUGCUGCUCAUCCUCCUGAGGAGUUAACCCUUCACAUCCAGAAUGUCCAAGUCAAUGAAAAUUUCCCUGGAUUAGAAGCUCCUGCCCCUUCAGAAUAAUUUCACCUGGUCUGGCCCAGCCGAUGCCACAAUCUCCUCCUGUGUUCCCCACUGCUGUAACGGUGCUUGGGAAAAGAGCAGCAGAAACCGGACAUGCAAGGUUUUUAAAAGUCCUACGUAUGUCUGAGCUGGGGGCCCACUGGUAAAGCGAUCUAGUUAUGCCAUGCACUGUAACUGAACGAGGCAGCAUUGUUGACUGCAGAGAGACAACUCCGAAACGAGCGGUGGAAGGACAAGAGGUAGAGGCCGGGAGCCCAUUGAAGGACAGGAGGAGAUUGGGCCUCAGGUAGGCACCUCAUGGUGGGUUGAGUCCGGGUCACAAUCUCCCACUGGGACUCGAACCCCACUCCACAGACUCGAGGACAAUGCAGUGCUAUAACGAGGGAGUGCCGCACUGUCGGAGCCUCCAGGUGGAACAUUAAACCAAAUGUCUAAUGUCUCGGUGGAUGUACAAAGUCCUGUGGGAUUACACAAAGACGAGCAAGGCGGGCCAUGGUGCACUGGGGAUGAGCAAAGUCACUGAUAAACACUGAUCGUUAACAACUUCAGCAAUCGAUGGGACAUGUUGGUCAGUGUGGGCAAGUUGGGCCGAAGGGCCUGUUUCCACGCCAUAUGACUCCGACUAACCUGCUGCUUGCAGUGUGUUAAUUGCCACAUGUGAAUGUCUCCCUAAAACCUACAAUGUUAGCUGUACUUUACUAUAGUCAAGAGGGUUUAAUUGUCAUAUGUACUCACAAUGGAAUUCGUACUUGCUGCAGCUUUACGGGCACAUUAACCUAAUAACACAUAAAUAAAUCUACAAUAAUCAAAAAUAUAAUCACCAUAGUACUAGGUCACUAUAAUAGCGCCAAACCGAAGUCCAUAGUGCAACCAAAGACACAGUUUGUAGAAGAUCACUGCUGAGGUUAGUGUCGUGCAGUGUUCAAGAACCCGAUGGUUGCUGGUAAGAAGCUUUUCUCGAACUUGGAGGUCCCAGUUUUCAUGCUCCUGUACUUUCUCCCUCAUGGUUGCAGCAAGAUGAGAACGUGGCCAGGGUGAUGUGGGUCUUUCCAAUGGGUGAGUUUGAUCUUUUCCAAAGUCGUAAGUUGGUGCUAUAGAAAUAAGUCUUGUGUAUACACUGGGCCCAUCCCUACCAUUGACAAGUUGUAUUAAUAUUCGAGCUAUCUACUGCUGUGCAUCAGAUGGAGUUAUGUUUUUUUGAUUAAUUGAAAGAUACCGGUCCUUCGGUCCAACAAGCCCAUGUCGACUAUUCAUCACCUGUUUACACUAGUUCUGAUGGAACCCGGGUCCCUGGCGUUGUGAGGCAGCAGCUCUGCCAGAUGCGCGACUGAACCCCACUGUUUAGGAUAUAGUGGCACAGCGUGUAGAGCUGCCACACAACGCCAGAUACCCGGGUUCAAUCCUGUCCUCGGGUGCUGUCUGUACAAAGUUUGUUCGUUCUCCCUGUGACUGCUUGUGUUUUCUCCGGGUGCUCUGGUUUCUUCCCACACUCCAAAGACAUACAGGUUUGUAAGUUAAUUGGCUUCGGUAAAAUUGUCUAUCCUGUGUAGGGGAUAGUGCUCAUGUAUGGGGUUGACUGCCGGUGUGUCUGAGCUGCCGUGUGUCUCAGUGAGCUGAAGGGCCUGUUUCCGGCUGUAUCUCUAAAGUCAGUAUGUAGGGCAUGGAAGGUGCUGCCAUCACCUGAAGAAGGAUCUCAACCCCAAACGUCACCUAUUCCUCUCCAGAGAUGCUGCUUGACCUGCUGAGUUACUCCAGCUAUUUUGUGUCUCUCUUCGGUGCUGCUGACCGUGUAUUGUUGGCUAUUUACUAUGCUGCCUCUGGCACUGGUGGGGACUGUGUGAUAUUUUGUUUUAUAUUUAUAAAAAUACCAAAGAUCCUUUCUCACCCUGUUCCUGUGGGCAACUUUGUCCUGCGGUCAUUUAGAAUAUUCUGUACUGAAAUGUUGUACAUUUUGUUUAAAAGUAUGAUAAAGCAGUUUUAUAACUUUUUAGAUGUUUUAUUUAUUUGGCUCAUUUCAAUGCGUGAAAGACAUCCGCGUGCUCGGAGGGACUGUACCGGCACCUCAUGUGUGACAUGCAUGUUUAUUAAACAUGCUUGGUUAAUUAAUAAUGAAUUAGAACAUUUAUUUGUUUCGACUUGAAGUUCAGUUGUUAUAUUACAAGUUAAAUGUUUGGUAUCUAGAUGGAAAAAAAUUAUUGAUAAAUGUAGCUUGAUUUUUA